Molecule: messenger RNA, 178 nt
Organism: Racocetra persica
Lineage: Eukaryota; Fungi; Glomeromycota; Glomeromycetes; Diversisporales; Gigasporaceae
Source: the annotation of a GenBank genome assembly
GGUGUUUCAGAACUAAGAAAAUAUACUCUCGAUGAACUCAAACUUCAUAAGUCGAAGAAUGAUGCUUGGACUGCAAUAAACGGAAAAAUAUAUAAUAUCACUCCAUAUUUAAAAUUUCAUCCUGGAGGUGAAAAAGAGUUAAUGCGUGCAGCUGGGAAAGAUGGAACAAAACUAUUUA